This is a messenger RNA of Syzygium oleosum, 2367 nucleotides long. RefSeq names its product protein SIEVE ELEMENT OCCLUSION B-like. NCBI's taxonomy places the organism in Eukaryota, Viridiplantae, Streptophyta, Magnoliopsida, Myrtales, Myrtaceae. The transcript has 7 exons. Gene Ontology annotation, biological process: phloem development. Bases 273 to 2144 code for a protein of 623 amino acids. The record is from RefSeq and is a predicted model, not a curated record.
UACCGGCUCAUAAGUUGUCGUGUUGUGGCCUUGGAGUGUGGGACCUGUGGAGAGUUAUGACUCUAUACUUCUUACCGGCUCAUAAGUUGUCGUGUUAUUCCCUUUUCUAUUUUUGGUCAGUUCGUGUUAUGGCCUUGGAGUGUUAUAAAUAGGUCUCCAGGGACCUGCAGUUUGCUCCCCACAAGCCUUCCAUCUUCACUCCGCUCCCUCUCUUGAAACCCUAAACUUUCCCUGCUUCACUCAUUCCUUUCUCCUUUUCCCUGCAUCCGAAAAUGGCCGGAAACAACAGCUUCAUGACCAGCUUACUUGCCCUCCUCGACAGCGAAAAGUUCAUGAAAGAUGUAACGAGCUCAGGGAUAGAUCAAGUUGAUGUCAAGUAUUACUUGAGCCUCGUCGAGAAAAUCCUCCACCCAAAGGGUAACCAAGGUCAGAGCAAAAGCUUCAACCCACCUUCUGAAGGAAAGCCUGCUCCUUUGUCAUCCAUCAUCAACAAAUUGUGCUGUCAGAUCACUUGCGAGGCCCUGCACACCAACGAUGCAAGCCGAGCAAUGGAAUUGCUUUUCGACAAGUUGUCAUCCUUUUCAUGGGAUGCCAAGGCUGUGCUGACACUGUCAGCUUUGUCGGUUUACUACGCCGAGAAUCGGCAUCAUGCUGAAACUGAAAAAGACUACAAGUUAGUCUUGGCGGCCGAGUUGAGAGGGUCGCGUGCUGAUAAGUCGGCUUUUGCGGUGCUGGAGGAUCUGAUCAGGGUGAUUUUAGAGUUCACCGUGUGCACUGUUGAGUUUGCAAACUACUCUGAAAGUUUCAGAGAAUCGACAUCGAUUGACAUAAGAGCUAGAUUUUAUCAAAUCAUUGUCGGUGUUGUUGGCUGCUCAGUUCCGUUCUGUGGCAUGAUUAGCACGAGCAAUGAGUUCCUAGAGCUAAAUUUAUUGCCCUUCUCGAACCGAGUCAUGAAGAUAUAUAAAUCCUUCAAGAAAGAAGUGGAAAAUUUCAAGCAAGAGAACGCGGAGCGACUUCGAUAUAAGCAGAUCAAGGGACUUUACAGAUCUACUUAUGAUAUUUUAGGGCGUAUGGCCGUUCUGUUCUGCACUGAGAAGGAUUCGCCAACAGUUUAUCAUUGUUCCGAGAAGACCACCGUAAAGUUGGAGGUGUUCCAGAAAAAGAACGUGAUGCUGCUCAUUUCAGGCUUGGACUUGUCGAAUGAUGAUUUCAUACUCCUUACCAGCAUCUACAGUGACAGCACCUUCAAAUCUAGUAAUUACGAAAUUAUGUGGGUUCCCAUUGCGGAUGUAGAAGACGCUGUGAUGGAGGAGCAGUUCCAAAAGAAGGGAUCUCAGAUGCCCUGGUACUCAUGCAACUCCAUCGUCAGCAAGGCAUCAGCAAAGUUCAUCAAGAAGUAUUGGCACUAUAAGCAGCAGACAAAGGUUGUCGUGUUGAACCAAGAGGGGAAGGUGGUGAACAUGGACGCAAUGACAAUGAUACGCCUUUCGGGAUCAGAAGCCCUGCCGUUCACGCUGGAGAGGGGCUGCAAGCUCUGGGACGCGCACAGGAACAACUGGCUCAAGCUCUUGGUGAACAACACGGUCUUCCAAUCUGUCGAACAAAGCUUUGUAAACAGGGAGCUCAUAUUCUUGUGCGGCUCAGCUGAAGACUCCAAGACUGUCGAAGAGAUUGAAAACCACCUGAGCAAGAUCAAAUUCCCCGUCAAGUUCUUCAAUAUCAACACCAAGAGAAAGCAAUUCCUAUUCCGCCUCGAGAACUGCAUAUCCUGGAUGAUGCAGGCGAAUAAGGAGAUGCCAAAUUCCCUGAUGCCGGGGCUGCCCGAGCUCUACAGCAGCUACAAGAAGCAAAGCGGGUUCGCCAUCGUCGCGAGGGGGUCGAGCGUGAUCGUCAACACUAGUGUCACAGAUCUCUUGAAAGUGCUGUCGAAGCACGAGUUGAUCAACAACGUGACUAACACACAGGAUUUUGAAACCCACUUCGUAGCGUGCCACAAUAAGGUCGCUCCCCCGUCGCAAUGCCUCGAAUUCUCUAUCCCCAACAUGGUCGGUGACAUGCCGGAGUACACAAAGUGCCCCAAGGCCGAUUGCACUCUGAAUAUGGAGACCGUCACCACCUUCAAGUGCUGCCACGGUAAGCACUGACCAGCCAAUGAGGCCACCGAGCCCAACGCCUUCGUUUGGCGCUCCAGAAUAAACACCGACUGCUCAGCUCAGUCGCGUUUUCACGUCGUUUCUUUCUUUCCAGUUUGAUAUUGCUUUCCAUUGUGUGUGGUUGGAGUAUGUAACAAGAUUGUGCGUGAGCUGUGCACAACUCGAUGUACCGCGCAUGCGGACACGGUGUGCAAUGAAUAAAAGUUUUUUUAUC